UUGUAGUAGUAGUAGUGGUCUUCCAGUUAGUUAUAACAUGGUGAUCUGGCAUAACCAUCUCAAUUUUUUUAAACAUAUCCCGAAUAUUGUGCAUGAUAUAAACUUAUAAUAUAAGGUUGCAUCUGUAUCAUCAUCUUCCUCAUUAAUGCCAGAAAAAAUCAUUCUUUUACAUUUUUUUCUGUACUUUUUUUUGUAGCUAUCCAUUUCCAAUUCUUAUAAAAUCACAUUAAUAAAAAAUAAAAGUGUAUUUUUAAAAUUUAGGGUGUAAUCUACCCAUUUAAAAAGCUUACAACUUUGAAAUUUAGAAUAUAAUCAAAGUUUUACAAAAUUGUGCAUGAAGUUUAUCAAAUUUCUGGGUUUUUUUCAAGGAGAAAAAGAAAAGCAGAUUUAUUUAAGGUUAAAUAUAUAGAAAGAAGAAGAAAAUGGGUGUAGAUUAUUACAAUGAAUUACAGGUAGAUAGAAAUGCAACAGAUGAUGAUUUAAAAAAAGCAUACAGAAAAUUAGCAAUGAAAUGGCAUCCAGAUAAAAACCCAAAUAACAAGAAAGAAGCAGAGGCUAAAUUCAAGCAAAUUUCUGAAGCAUAUGAGGUUCUAAGUGAUGAAAACAAGAGACAAUUCUAUGACCAACAUGGUGAAGAAGGUCUUAAGGAUGCACCAGCAGGGUCAAGUGGCUCCCCCUAUGGAACCAACAAAAAUGGGUUCAAUCCUCGAAGUGCAGAAGACAUAUUUGCUGAAUUUUUUGGGACUAGUCCUUUUGAAUUUGGGUCAUCACCAAGUGGUGGAAGAGGCAAAAGAUAUUCAUAUAGUGAAGGUGGAAAUGAGAGCACAUAUAGAACAUAUAAUGAAGGUGGAACAGCUAGUACUACACCAAAGAAACCACCUCCUAUUGAAAAUAAGCUGCCUUGUACACUUCAAGAACUCUAUACUGGAUCGACACGAAAGAUGAAGAUCUCAAGGACCAUCGUCGAUGCUAAUGGAUGUCAAGUACCAGAAACAGAGAUACUAACAAUAGAAGUAAAGCCUGGAUGGAAAAAAGGAACGAAGAUAACAUUUCCGGACAAGGGAAAUGAGCAACCAAACCAGCUUCCAGCAGACUUAGUAUUUGUGAUCGACGAGAGGCCACACGACGUGUACACGAGAGACAGUAACGACUUGAUCAUGACUCAGAAUGUGACUUUGGCGGAGGCCAUUGGAGGAGCCACGGUCAAGGUUACAACGCUAGAUAGCCGGACCUUGUCCAUACCUGUCAGAGAUAUGAUCACACCAGACUAUGAGCUUGUUAUUACUAAGGAAGGGAUGCCUAUUGCAAAAGAUCCCAAGAGUAAAGGUGAUCUGAGAAUCAAGUUCAAGAUUAAGUUUCCUACUAAUUUGACAUCAGAACAGAAAAAGGCCUUAAAACGUGCUUUUAACACCUGAUCUUUUGUAUGAUAAAACUCACUGUUGCUCAAAGUUUUAGGAUGAUAACUUGAGGAUUUUGGCCUUGAGAAUGCUUGAUGAAGUUAAUGCUUAGUUUGUGAUUUGUUGA
Messenger RNA from Beta vulgaris subsp. vulgaris (sugar beet), 1524 nucleotides. RefSeq lists its product as uncharacterized. Lineage: Eukaryota; Viridiplantae; Streptophyta; Magnoliopsida; Caryophyllales; Amaranthaceae. The record is from RefSeq and is a predicted model, not a curated record. The transcript has 3 exons. Bases 423 to 1415 code for a protein of 330 amino acids. Gene Ontology annotation, cellular component: cytosol. Gene Ontology annotation, molecular function: protein-folding chaperone binding.